Molecule: messenger RNA, 639 nt
Organism: Trichoderma atroviride IMI 206040
Lineage: Eukaryota; Fungi; Ascomycota; Sordariomycetes; Hypocreales; Hypocreaceae
Product: mitochondrial 54S ribosomal protein bL21m
Cellular component (GO): mitochondrial large ribosomal subunit; ribosome
Molecular function (GO): structural constituent of ribosome
Source: RefSeq, a predicted model, not a curated record
AUGAGCAGAGCACUCCUUCGCUCCGUGCUGGAGCUUAGGGCCCCGAGCUCUCGCCUCGCCCCUCUAUUCGCACAGCCAAUCCGUCACAUGCUGCCUCGAAGCUUCAACACCACUGCGCCAAUCGUCGAGCCCGUUGCCCAGCCGCACGUCAACAAUGCCCCAAAUCCUACCGAAGACCAAGUCCGUCCCUUGGCCUUCAAGAAGAGCCACCCCGCCGAGCCUCCCAAGCCAAUUGACGACUCUGUCAAGACUCUUCUGCCCCUCCUCGCCGCUCAGCCAGGCCACUACAUCACUGUCCACAUCCAUGGCUUCCCCUACCUUGUCCAAGAGGGCGACCAGAUUCGCCUGCCGUUCAAGAUGCCCGGCGUCGUUCCUGGGGAUGUCCUCCGCCUGAACCGGGCCAGUGUCAUCGGCAGCAGAGAUUAUACCAUGAAGGGUGCACCCCACAUCGACGAGAGGGCGUUUGAGUGCCGUGCUACGGUCUUGGGUACAGAGUCAGAGCCGCUGCGAAUCAAGGUCAAGACGAAGAGGAGGCAGAGGAGAAAGCGCCAGGCCAAGAGCAAACAUCGAUAUACCAUCCUGCGGAUCUCAGAGCUGAACAUUAAGAAUGUGGAAGAGGUUGAAGACGCUUCAUCAUGA